This is a messenger RNA of Colletotrichum siamense, 1209 nucleotides long. RefSeq names its product Zinc transporter ZIP9 (gene SLC39A9). Lineage: Eukaryota; Fungi; Ascomycota; Sordariomycetes; Glomerellales; Glomerellaceae. The coding region runs from base 1 to 1209 and encodes 402 amino acids. Gene Ontology annotation, cellular component: membrane. The record is from RefSeq and is a predicted model, not a curated record. Gene Ontology annotation, biological process: zinc ion transport; transmembrane transport. Gene Ontology annotation, molecular function: metal ion transmembrane transporter activity. The transcript has 4 exons.
AUGGGAGGGCUACUGUUAUUGCUCAUGCUGAGCACGGUGAUGGCCCUGGCGUCCUUUUUCGCCGGCUCACUGCCCCUCGCUAUCUCCCUAACACAGUCGCAACUUCGAUUCAUAUCAAGCGUUGGUGUUGGUAUUCUGGUUGGGACGUCGAUGAUUGUGAUCAUACCCGAGGGCAUUGAAGCUGUUUCGACCACCGGGGGACACCACCAUGAUAAGAGAAGCAUAGCGACCGCGGUUGGCAGGCAACAUAGCUUGGAUGUACGCUGGACGACAGGCGACGACGUCCCGCGACUAGCGACGAUCGAUCCCACGAGACGGAGAGGGGAGUCUUCCUCGGUCGGGCACGUUGAUGUUGCUGGCAUGCGGUUGCGCGGUCGAGAGGAGCCUCCUGCGCCCGAACAUGGCCACGACGGAACUGCCCCGGUUCAUGCUCCGGGCGCCGAGCCAAAGCACAGCGAGGAGAAACAAGCCGAAGUGCCGACCUUCUACAUCGGCCUGUCCAUGAUCCUCGGUUUUGUGCUCAUGUUCCUCAUCGACAGAUUGCCUCGCCACGCCACAGACCGUAUGGGAAACGAACCGCAGAUGCGGCAUGUCAGCUUGGAUAACCUCGGGGGCGCAUCCAGCAGUGUUGAUGAUGAGUCGGAGGGAUUCUUGGGGGCUCUGGCACCCCCGCCGAAGCAAUCUCGAAGUCUUGCAACCACCAUCGGCCUAGUGAUCCAUGCAGCAGCCGAUGGUAUAGCAAUGGGAGCUUCGACGUCGACGUCGAACACGAAGCUGGGCCUGAUCAUUUUCGUCGCCAUUAUGGUUCACAAAGCGCCUGCGGCAUUUGGGUUGACUUCAGUCCUCCUUAAGCAGGGUCUGACCAAGCGUGCGGCGCGAGGUCACUUGAUCGUCUUCAGCCUUGCUGCUCCAUUCGGUGCCUUGAGCACGUGGGCAAUUAUACAGAUCCUAGGCGGCGGCAACCUCGACGGAGAGUCCGGCCAGUGGUGGACUGGUAUGCUUCUGCUAUUCUCGGCGGGGACCUUCCUCUUCGUUGCGAUGCACGCCAUGCAGGAAGACAGCAGCUCCCCCAAGCACGAGCACGGCGGAAUGAACGGAUACUCAGAAGGAAGCCAACGGGUGCAACACCGGCCGCAAAUGCGAGAUACCUUUGCAACCGUCGCCGGCAUGCUCUUACCUCUCCUUACUCAGUUUGGGCAUCACCACUAG